This is a messenger RNA of Miscanthus lutarioriparius, 1056 nucleotides long. The record is from the annotation of a GenBank genome assembly. Lineage: Eukaryota; Viridiplantae; Streptophyta; Magnoliopsida; Poales; Poaceae.
AUGGACGCGAGCCGGGGCAGCAGCAGCGCCAUCUUCCCGAUGCCGCAGAUCCCCCCGCUGCUCUUCGCCUCGCCACCGGCGGCGGCAUUGCCAUCUUCUUCCCUCUCUCUUUCCUCCUAUUCCUCCUCCUUGCGCGGCCACGCGCCGUUCAUCACCAGCUUCCCCAUCCUCGUGCUCACGGUGCUGGGCAUCCUCGCCGCCUCCGUCCUCCUCCUCGCCUACUACGUCUUCGUCAUCCGCUGCUGCCUCACCUGGCACCGCGGCUCCUCCGACGUCGCCGGCCCCAUCGUCUCCCGCCGCGGACUCCGCCCCCAACGCACCGGCACCACCGCGCCCGCCGACGCCGGCGCCGAGCCGCGCGGCCUCGAGGACGCCGCCAUCCGGGCGCUGCCGGCGUUCAGCUACAGGAAGAAGCCCGCCAAUGCCGCGGCGGCCGCCGACGAGUCGUCCGCUCCCGCGAGCGAGUGCGCGGUGUGCCUCGGCGAGUUCGAGGAGGGCGACAGGGUCAGGAUGCUGCCCGCCUGCCUCCACGUCUUCCACCUCGGCUGCGUCGACGCCUGGCUCCAGGGCAACGCCAGCUGCCCGCUCUGCAGGGCCAGUGCGGACGUCGCCGCCACCCUCUGCCGCCUGCCCCCGCUGCCGCCCGAGGAGGAGGUGGUGGUGACCAUCCAGGUCGUCGUCCCCGGCGGCGCUGAGGAAGACGGCCAAGACGCGCGGGAACAGGGGCAGCGAGAAGCCAUCGUGCCACCCGCUGCCGAGUUUGAAGGAGAAGACACCUGUACAGAUCGUCAGGUCAGUGGUGAGAAAACGAAGAGCACCAUCGAUGGCAUGACGGAGAGGAGGAAGGAUGGAGAGGUUCUUCCACCGAGGACGAGGACGUCCUUCUCCAGGGACGGAGACGCAAUGGCUGGUGGUGGGGAGGUUCACCUGCAGAUUCGGGAGAGCAUCUUGCAGAGGGACAGUCACUCCCGUACACAUGAUCAUGACAGCGACAGCAGCGGCGGCGGUCGAGUGCAGUGUAGGCAAUUGGAUCAGCAUUCUUCUUUUCUUUGCUGA